This is a messenger RNA of Trichomycterus rosablanca, 2313 nucleotides long. RefSeq names its product myosin light chain kinase 2 (gene mylk2). Gene Ontology annotation, biological process: protein phosphorylation. Gene Ontology annotation, molecular function: ATP binding; myosin light chain kinase activity. The transcript has 15 exons. Bases 1 to 2031 code for a protein of 676 amino acids. The record is from RefSeq and is a predicted model, not a curated record. Lineage: Eukaryota; Metazoa; Chordata; Actinopteri; Siluriformes; Trichomycteridae.
AUGGAUGACAUGCAGCGUAAACUAGAUCAGCUUUUAGUGCGCAGCUCUGGAGGAGGCUGUCCCAUGUGUGGGCUCUGUACCCAACACAGCAGCCAGCUUUUGGCUCAGACAAAGCUGCUGGAGGCUCUGGAGAGGAAAGUGACUGAGCUGAGAACAGCGGUGGAGCAGUUGGCCCAAGGUCUAGAUGAUAAAAUGUCUGUGCCAUUAGUGGCUCUGCAGAGGAGAAAAUCUUUGCCAGUACGGACAUCAGUGGAAGAAGUCUAUGUGCACUUGGAUCGACUCAGGGAUCAAAAAAUUAGCCAGCACACCCUUAACGUGCCCUGUGGGAAAGGUCAGGCAGCUGUGGUCACUUCCACAUCCAGUACUCAUCCAAAGUUUAAUGUAACAAAGUUCACAGCACCAGCAUCAUCAACCCAGCUUCAAAAGACAAAACUGGGUAUUUCUGUAGCAUCACAAAGUGUAGAAGGGUCUUUAUCCAAACCAUCAUCGCAAACAUCAACACAUGAUACAAAAUCACCCCAGCUUAAUGGUACCAUCACAAAACCAGUAACAUCAGGAGACGAAACGCUACCACUUAAAACUGGACUCACAACUUCUGUCACCCAAAUUCCCAGCUCUCCACCAGCAUCAUCUGUAAUACAGGGUGUACCGGCAGGGCAUAACCCUCCAAAAGUACAGGGCACUGGUGUUCCACAGUCAACAUCACAAAGCUUAGCAAAGCCAAUAACAAACUCACAGACAAAAAAUUCAACAUUAUCACCCCCAAAAACACUUGCUUCUCCCAAAACGUCAGCAGCAACCCCUUUCCUCAAGCAAGUAUACAGUUGUCCAGACUCCCUACAAAGUCUCCAAGGCCCCAUAGGAAAGGCUGUGGGAAAGUCUGGUACCUCUUCAGCAGGAGCUGCGUACCCUGGAUCGCUGACAUCUGCAGGAAUACAGAUUAAAAUAAGUCCAGCUACAGAGAAAUGCACAGCACAGACCAAAACAUCACCUAAAACCUGCUUCAAAAUAAUAGAUGACAUUUCUCCUCAGCCGGCUCCUUUUCCUCAUCGAUGUGUAUCUCUGAGGUCAAGUCCAUCCUGCGACUUCAGCAUCCAUACCAGAGACGUGCUGGGAGGUGGACGUUUUGGCAAAGUGCACAAAUGCACAGACAUUAAAUCUGGACUCAGACUUGCAGCAAAGAUCCUGAGUGGAAGAAGUGCUAAAGAGAAGGAAAUGGCAGUGAAUGAGAUCGAGGUGAUGAACCAGCUGAACCAUCCAAACAUCCUGCAGCUUUUUGAUGCCUUCGAGAGCAAAAAUCAAGUGGUGCUGAUCCUGGAGUAUGUGGAGGGAGGGGAGCUGUUGGAGAGGAUAGUGGAUGAGAGCUGUCCCCUGACUGAAGUGGAUGCUAUGGUAUAUGUGAAGCAGAUUUGUGAGGGAGUGCAGUACAUGCACCACAUGUAUGUCCUUCACCUGGAUCUAAAGCCAGAGAACAUCCUCUGUGUCAAUCGAACAAGCCAUCAGAUCAAGAUUAUUGACUUUGGACUCGCCAGAAGAUAUAAACCACGAGAGAAGCUCAAAGUUUCAUUUGGGACACCAGAGUUUCUGGCUCCAGAGGUGGUGAACUUUGACUUUGUUUCCUUCCCGACAGACAUGUGGACUCUAGGAGUUGUAACAUACAUGCUUUUAAGUGGUCUAUCUCCAUUCCUGGGUGAUGAUGACAGCGAGACCCUGAACAAUGUGCUGACUGUCAACUGGUAUUUUGAUGAAGAGACAUUCGAGCAUGUCUCUGAUGAGGCCAAAGACUUUGUCUCUAAUCUGCUUAUCAGAGAAAGAAGUGGGCGUCUCAGUGCUGCUCAGUGUCUUAAGCAUCCAUGGCUGAACAACAUCUCAGAGAAAGCAAAGCGGAGUAACAUUGUUCUGAAGUCACAGGUUCUUCUCAGAAAAUACAUGGCCAGACGAUUAUGGAAGAAAAACUACAUUGCAAUAGCAGCAGCCAACAGGUUUAAGAAGAUUGGCAGUUCAGGAUCCCUCACUUCGCUGGGAGUUUAAAAUGUUACUGGUCACUGUAUUGUGUAAUCAUCUCCACUUUGUUACUGGUUAUAAUCAUAUCUGCUCUGUUACAAGUUAUACUGAUCUCAACUCAGUUACUGGUCAUAAUGAUCUGCACACUGUUACUGGUUAUAAUGAUCUCCACUCUGUUACUGUCUAAUCAUAUCUGCUCUGUUACUGGUUAUAAUCAUGUCCCCUCUGUUACUGGUUAUAAUCAUGUCCCCUCUGUUACUGGUUAUAAUCAUGUCCCCUCUGUUACUGGUUAUAAUCAUGUCCCCUCUG